GCUGAAUUCUAUUUACAGAUAAGUUCACAAUACCUUUGGACCCAACAAACAGCCUAACCUACAGCAGUUGCCCGUUUCUAUUGAGUUGUCAGGAAGAGGAGCAUAUGCAGUAUAGUAUGCCCCUACUUGGACAGCUCGGGAUGCCCAGCCACCGGAUCGCGAGCUAGUCAUAUCCUUGAAAGGCACGAUAGGCUCCAAUGCUACUUCAAACCGAGUCCGACCACAUGAACCCUGCAAUUCCAAGCGCCCUUCUGGGCAGGUAAUUUCAUUUUCAGAAUAUAAACAAGUCGGACGCCAUGCCUGGACCCAGAUCUCCCAACUCUCUUUAAUUCACUCAUUCACCCAGUCACUCCUUUGUUCAACUCGCCCUUCACUCCUUCAUCUAGCCUAUAUACUACCAACCACAUCCGCAAAAUGAACCUCCUCUUCCCACUUCUCCUUCUACUCCCCAUCCUCACCCAAGCCUUCAACCUAGACACCCACACAAAGCGCUGGAACUAUACGACCUCAAACCUAGCCUCCACCACCUCCACAAAAUGCCAAGCCGCCUACGCCGCCGAAAUCAAAUGUGACGGGUUUCUCGUGGACCUGGUCAGCGCCCACGAGACGCGCACUUACCUGAAAGGCAUGCAACACCGGGACUUCACCAACAUGUGCACCUCGAGCUGCGAGACCUCGCUGUCCGAAUACAUCGAGAACGUGCGAGACGCGUGUAGCGAGCCCGGCGACGCGGCGCUCAAAUCCAAGGGUUUCAUGUGGAUCAACGGGACCGAGAAUGUUCCCGUUGAGACGGUGGGGUUGAUGUUUCAGUAUAUGUUUAUGAGGGGGUGUGCGAGAGAUGAACACGGCGAAAACUGCUACUUCCAACAAAGCGCCUUCCUCCCCCCCGACUUCGACUGCGACUGGACCUGCGCGCUGGCAUACUACUGGACAGGCCACUUCUACCCCUACAGCGACUGGACGUUCGGGGAUCCCGAGCUGAAGGAUUUCUCCAAGGUAGAGAAUGACGUCGUCAUUGGAAGUAAUUAUAUGAUGCAGGUACCUAUAGCCGACGAAGCGGCCGGUUCACAAGAGGAUGGAUGGAAGACGGUCAAGAAGUGCGGGCCGGUGGGGAGCAAGGAGUCGCCGCCUUUUGAUUCGGGGAUUUCAGGGAAACAGGGGGAUAAGAAGAGCGGGAAGGCUAGUAGCUCUGCGGUUUCUUCUGCGGCGUCUGGGACGGCGACGAGCGCCGCUUCGACGAGUGCUGCUUCUGCGGAGGCUGGGGAUGGGACUGCCGCCGCUGCUGCUACGCCGACUGAGACUGGUUCUGCGGGGAGGAUUGAGCUUGCGAUGGGAUAUUUUCUUGGAGCUGUGGUUUUGUCCGCGUAUAUGGGGUUCUAGGUAGAUGUAGAUGUUCUUUUUCUGGCCUGAGGUAAACCUGCAUGAAGCUCGCUUUGGGAUCCGCAUAAAUUAUGAACAGGC
Molecule: messenger RNA, 1461 nt
Organism: Aspergillus steynii IBT 23096
Lineage: Eukaryota; Fungi; Ascomycota; Eurotiomycetes; Eurotiales; Aspergillaceae
Exons: 2
Coding region: 415-1380 (321 amino acids)
Source: RefSeq, a predicted model, not a curated record